Messenger RNA from Nannizzia gypsea CBS 118893, 2214 nucleotides. Its product is annotated as MAM3. Gene Ontology annotation, cellular component: intracellular membrane-bounded organelle. The record is from RefSeq and is a predicted model, not a curated record. The transcript is spliced from 4 exons. Gene Ontology annotation, biological process: magnesium ion homeostasis. The coding region runs from base 1 to 2214 and encodes 737 amino acids. NCBI's taxonomy places the organism in Eukaryota, Fungi, Ascomycota, Eurotiomycetes, Onygenales, Arthrodermataceae.
AUGACUCUGACUCGUGGUGGUGCUGGAUUACCUGCUGGUCUUGCCCUGACCAAGCUCAUCCUCUUCUCGUUCGCUCGAUUUCCUCUCCUCUAUGCCGCGCCACUGACAUCCUCGGCCGUCGGGAAGCUCGCUCAUGUUCCACCGCCCCCAGAUGAAUUCCACUUAUGGCUCUACCUCAGCAUUGCUGCAGCACUCGUCCUCAGCGGCGGUGCCUUUGCCGGACUGACUAUCGCUCUCAUGGGCCAGGAUGAAAUCUACCUUCAAGUUAUACAGACCUCCGGUGAAGAAGUAGAGAGAAAACAAGCCUCAAAAGUUCUCGAGCUGUUGAAAAAGGGAAAACAUUGGGUGCUCGUCACACUCCUGUUGAGCAACGUUAUCGUGAAUGAAACACUUCCCAUCGUCCUGGAUCGGUCUCUCGGUGGUGGUUGGCCUGCGGUCAUCGGCAGUACCGCUUUGAUUGUCAUCUUCGGAGAAGUCGUCCCCCAGUCAAUCUGUGUCCGCUAUGGGCUGCCCAUCGGAGCUUGGAUGGCACCGGCCGUCCUUUGUCUUAUGUACAUCACCUCCCCUCUCUCAUACCCCAUCGCAAAGCUUCUCGACAGACUCCUCGGCGAAGAUCAUGGGACGUUUUAUAAGAAAGCUGGCCUGAAAACCCUCGUUACGCUACACAAGAAUCUCGGCACAGCUGGCGAGCAGCUGAACUCGGACGAGGUUACCAUCAUCAGCGCCGUUCUGGAUCUCAAGGAAAAAUCUGUUGGCAGCAUCAUGAUCCCAAUGCAAGACGUCUUCAUCAUGUCGGCUGACACUGUUCUCGACGAACAAAUGAUGGACCUUAUCCUCUCCCAGGGAUACUCCCGCAUCCCAAUCCAUGCUCCAGACAACCCCCAAAACUUUGUUGGCAUGCUGCUGGUCAAGAUGCUGAUCACCUACGAUCCCGAAGACUGCAAAAGAGUCCGCGACUUUGCCCUUGCCACCCUCCCAGAGACCAGAGCAGAAACAAGCUGUCUUGACAUUGUCAACUUUUUCCAAGAAGGCAAAGCUCAUAUGGUCCUGGUUUCCGAUUAUCCGGGAGAAGAUCAUGGCUGUCUCGGCGUUGUUACACUCGAAGACGUUAUCGAGGAGCUUAUUGGUGAAGAAAUCAUCGACGAAUCCGAUGUCUUUAUCGACGUUCACAAAGCAAUUCGCAGAAUGGCUCCAGCACCCAAAUUCAACUUUCCAAAGGGACAUUUCGUCGAAGUACCUCCAUCCGCUCACGAUAUCGGAGUAGAAACCCUCACCACCACCCGUACGGCAGACAGCGAACAGCACAGCGAACAACAUACCCAAAUACCAAAAAUCACCACCCAUGUCGGAUCUCCUCCUCCACCCACAUUCUACCUGCGACAAGCUCCUGUCGUUAACAAACCAGACGGCGCCAGCAAACCCAUUAUCCAAAGAGGUGCCACAGCCGAGAUCAAAGAACAGCUUAAACAUCUCGGGCCAUCAAACCUCGCAAGCCGCCCUCGCCACACCCGCUAUAAUGCGCCCCUCAGCGGCCGUGACUCCUAUGACUACCAUACAUUACACUCAGACGCGCAUCCAUCCGAGUCAGACAGCCUCCUGGUGAAAACCAACAGCGAACGCGCAGUCAACCUCAAGGAGCCCACAUCAUAUGGUGCUACUACAGGCCAUCCUAAUCGCCCAUAUUAUCUACCUCAUUCCGCCACAGAACCAACUAUCGGACAAGGCAAUACAGCCGCCCCUCGCACAUCAUCACCAUCACAACAAACACAAAACGCAAACAACGCGGCGAGCGAAGACUCUCCAGCCACAGUACAUGGCCCUUCUCCAUUAUCCAAAAACGGAACUCGUUCACCGAGUGCCAAUUCAGACACACCAUCUUCAUCCACAAUUUUCCACCCACGCGGCCCUACAAGAAGUGGCAGCAUAACCGAACAAGUCGUUGACAUCCACGGUAUCCGCAAGGUCGUCUUACAAACAAGCGACCGCAAUCUCUCCGAAUGCGACAGCAACCAUAGCGGCCGUCCUUCAUCAUCGUCACAAGCAAGUGAUACCAAAUCCGGUGAUCUAGAAGACACCGCCAACGAUCAAUCGACUCAUCAACCCAACGGAUCAAGUAGCGCUUCCGGCAAGAAGAAGCGAAGACGCAAACGAAAAGCUACAGGAUCAUCGAAACAUGACGAUCGGAAUGACGAAUCACAUCACCUUUUAGAUUAA